UCUUAUCUUUCUGACCUCUCUCCCUUUGUUCUUCAUGAUGCUGAUCUCCUGUUUGUCCUCAUUCCUCCCGGCCUCUAUGUCCCCAAGGAUCAGCGGGUCCUAGCUUUGAGCGAAGUUGAGUGAAUUGUAAUGUUUAUGUUUAGUAUUCCAUUUGAACGUUCCUGUUCUGAUCAAGGUUGCAUAAUAAUAUGCUCUGAAGUGAGCCAAACAUGAGCCCUUUUGUGUGCUCAUGAUGAGGUGGACCCAAGUUUCUCACUGACUCAUUGAAGUGUAAGAUCUUUUGUGUAUUAGGUGUCAGAUAUCUU
Molecule: messenger RNA, 305 nt
Organism: Geodia barretti
Lineage: Eukaryota; Metazoa; Porifera; Demospongiae; Tetractinellida; Geodiidae
Source: the annotation of a GenBank genome assembly